Molecule: messenger RNA, 4068 nt
Organism: Paraglomus brasilianum
Lineage: Eukaryota; Fungi; Glomeromycota; Glomeromycetes; Paraglomerales; Paraglomeraceae
Source: the annotation of a GenBank genome assembly
AUGAGUCAAGAAAUAAAUAAAGAACCAAUCAUCGGCGCCAUAAGAAUCUAUUUUGCGGAUGACUAUUUCUGGGCUCUAGAUAUCGAAGCCCUGUCAAAAUGGCUGGAAACGCAGAGUCUGAUUAUCAGCUCAGAUGAUUUACAUGAAAUCCUACGACUAUAUGCUGACGAAUUCGAAUUGAACGAGGAAGACGAGGGCCCUGCCAUAGUUAAACGGAGGAAGAAGGAGACUGACGGAGAAACAUUACCUGAUCGUAUGAGAGAGGACUAUAAAAUUCCUCGUGAUAUGGAUGAUGAUGAGCUAGAAGACGAACUAGAAGAUGAUCUGGAAGAUGACAACGAUAUUGAUAGUGAUGACAGCUUAGAAGACGCGUCAAUGAGACCUUCUAGAAACGCUGAGAAUGGAUCACGUUAUGCUGUUGCCAUCGCCAAAAAAUACCUUGAAACCACGUAUGCCGAGACAAUUUACGAAUUAGAAAAACACCUCAAUUCGCAGAAAUGCUUGACUGACCAAACAAUUGGAGAAUUACUUCGCGAUAAUAGGAACAUAUUCGAGGUAUUCACCGACAACGGGGUCGCUUGCGUAAGGCUUGUCAAAAUGGCACAUAUGUUUACAAAGGAUACAAAAACAAUGGCAAAGAGUAGAAUUACUCAAACAGAAAGACUACUCGUUGACUAUCUAGCCAAACAUAGCGGAUUACAAGGAGGCGUGGCAUUGCCUGAGCUAAUAAUACAUCUUAGAAGUUUUCGUAAUGCUAUUACAGACGAUAUAGAAGACUUUUUAAGGGGAUGUAAGUCUUCAUUCGAAUGUAUCGAAUCGGGAGGGAUAACUUACAUUAAAGUAUUGCCAGGCUCUAAAGCUCAGACCAUCCAACCACAUAUACCAUACAGCAGGCAAAGAUCUAGUAAAGAAUAUCUACUCCGUGUUGUACGCGAAUGUCUUGUCAAGCAUGGUUUACUGACCGUCGCCGAACUAGAAAAAAUGCUGACACCUCACAUACCGAAUCCGCCUAUGAAGUUCUCUGAAGUAGUCAUUAGAUACAGAAAAGAAUUCAAGACAAUGAGAGUAGGAAACGACACAAUGGUUAGACUCAGUACGACUGAUGAGAAUACCUUGAUGUACAUCAAAGUAUUCCUAAUGGAAAUGGGUCCUUCUAAGUUGUCUUCUUUAGCAGACUAUUUGAAACGAGAAGGUUUUACACCAAAGGUUAGAAUGAAAGAUUUCCUUGCCGGACUUUCCGAAUUCAAGUUCCGAGACAUGCAGGGAAACCUAGGCGUUCAAUCAACAGAAAUUGAACUCGCAAGAAGAGCUAGAAAGUAUCUUCGUGACAAGGGAACAGUAAGAGUUUCUGUUCUGGGCGACUAUCUUGGCAAGCACAGUCUCCCACCUAGGACAAAACUAACUGACUUUUUGGAGAAAUUCCCGGAAUUCACUUUCUCUCAAGCAGCUUCAGACAUAUUUGUCUCACAUCAGAUAUAUCCUCCGAAUAUAAUACCAGUUGAUUUCAUAAAAAAAUAUCUUCUUGUAGAGAGUAAACCAGCUGAAGUAUUUGCGUUAACGGCUCAUUUGAAUUGGAAUGGAAAAUAUCCGGAAUAUAAAGUUAUAGAAAUUAUAAAGAAUCACAAAGAGUUUACUCUAACCAAAUCAUCAAAUCAGUGGGUGGUUCGUUUUGUUGACGGAUAUAAACGUCCAGUAGUGGAAAAGAUAGAACAUUCAACGAUUGAAAACUCCGAAUAUGCAGAGUCAAAAGGCAAUCCUAACGACGACGAGUCAAUAGACUUUACAAGCAAUCGCAACGUUGUACUUCCUCCACGAAAACCUGUAACGUCCUACUCUAAUCAACCUUUUCAUUCCCAAAUUCCUCCGCCAACCUCAACUACCUCGACCAGUUAUUCUCCCACUCAAUUUGAUUCUUAUGAGAUGACUAGUACGCGUUCCGCGGGAGGAACAAGCUACUCUCCACAAACGUACCCAACUAACGUACAUGCUAGUGCAUUAUUGACUGAAAGCGUACUUUCAUCGUCAAGUGCUAAUAUCCGGUCGGCGGGAACGAGCGGUACUAUGACGAGUCGAACAGUUCCAGAACGAGUAAAAAGGGUUGAAAUCCUAGAAGGUACGGAACAUGUAUACUAUGAAGGAAGCAAUAUACCAGGAUUCAGUUCCAGUAUAGAGCUUGACAAUGUAAAGAGAAAUGAACACGAAGGUGCAGGCGUAGGAGAGGAAAGGAAAGGGAAACAUAGAAUGCAGAAUGCAGAUGACAUUUAUGUGGAGUCGAAUAAAGAAGAGUCCUCUCCUUAUACGAGAAAGCCCCAACCAUUUACGUAUGCACAAUGUCAAUUCAAUCCUCACGCCCACACAUUUCCAACUUCUACGCCUACUUUAUGGUCAUCAUCUCUCCAUCACCCUGCCCCUCUUUUGUCCCAAGAAGUUUUACAGUCUCACUUUCCCUCAUCCUGUAAUUACACUCAAUUUUCUACGUACCCGGAACCUACAUAUUUGAACUAUUCUGUUCCGUGUAGUACCAUGUUGAUUGGAGAUAGUGGGUCGGGAAUGGAACAUACACAAUUAGUGGUUUUGGAGGGUUGUGUUAUGGGCAAACCAGGGAUGGUAAAGCCAGAGGCAAUAACUUGUCCGCUGGUGUUAAGAUAUGAUUCGAGUGGACUUGAAUUUCCGUGUGUGAGUUCUUUUGUAGGUAACCAGGUUAAGGCUGGAAUUGAUGAGAUGGUGGGCGAGGAAGAGAAUGUAGACAGUGAUGAGAAAGAGGAGAAUGAAGAUGAUAAAAUUAUUGAGAAGAGAGAUAACAAGGAUAGCGAGGAGAAUGGAGAUGAUAAAAUUGUUGAGAAGAGAGAUAACGAGGAUAACGAGGAUAAUGGAGAUGAUAAAAUCGUUGAGAAGAAAGAGAACGAGGAGAACGAGGAGAACGUCGAAGUGAGGAACGAUAACGAGGAGAAUGAGGAAAGUAAAAGUGAUAAAGAGGAAAAUAAGGAACAGAAGAAGGAUAAUGAGGAUUAUGACAAUGAUGAGAAUAUCGAGGAUGAAGCGAAGAAACAUGAAGAGAAUGUCGAGGAAGAAGCGAAGGAAGAGGAUGACAAUGCAAAUGAAGAAAUGAAAAGCAGCGAACAGGACGACAAGACUGAUCAAGGAAUAAAUGAAACUACGGCUUUGAAGAAGAUUAUAUUUGUUACACCAUCAUCCUUGAAGAAAAUGAAGAAGGUGUAUCAAGACAUACAGAAUUGCGAAGUGAGGCCAUUGAUUUUCCUGGAGGAAGAAAUUACCAAAGAUGAUGUCAAAGCAUGGAUGGAAGCUAAUCCUGACACAGCGGUCGCUGUCGAGUGUAUGGAACUGGUGGAGGAGUUUCUUUAUGAGAGUGGAGACUCUGAAACAUUCAGAUUCUCCGAAUUUGCUUUGCAAUUAGAGGCGAAGGAUUGUUCAACGUCUCGCGUCAAGCAAUAUAUUGGCAAUAGAAUCCGUCGCUUGAAAUCGUUCUUUGAGAAACCCAAUGACAGGCAUGAUGCUUUCAGUGAAGCUUUUCAACCAGGGAAUGUCGUCAUUAUUGAUUUGAGUGAUUAUAUCAUAGGAGCAGUAUUAGCAUCUGUAUUAUUUAGGAUUGCGGUCGGCAUCUACACACGAUUAAAAUUCAGCGAGGAUGAUUCGAAUGUUGAGAAGAUGUUAGUGCUAGAAGAAGCAGAAAAGUACCUCACACCGACUUCGCCUCUAACACCGAGAAUCCAGCAAAUCCAAUCUCGCAUACACCACUACAAAACCAAUAUGCUAAUCUCCACGUCGAAUCCAACCCUACUACCUCCGCUCAUCUUUCAACAGUCGCAUUUCUUUAUAUUCCAUUACUUCUCGUCUCCUUACUGGUCAGAAUUCCUUACGACUCAUCUGUCACUACUAGGAGGAAACGCUGAUCGGUUGUCGAGGAAUACGCAGAAGUUAUGGAGCCCACGACAUGCUUUUGUACGUGGUUGGAUAGCGAGAGCAGGUGAAAGUGAGCAGAAUGGUAGGGAGGUUUGCAUUGAGACUAUUAUCGAGAUUAGAGAGUCUCAAUCGGACAAUACAACUUAG